CCGACCGCCACCUUCCUUCUGCCUUUCGCUCUAGACCUCUACACGAUCACCCUGUUGCUAUAGUUGUCCCAGAACAUGGGCAGCUUGUCCGCAGCGGCUGAAUUCGCCGAUAAGUUCUUCGGCGGCCUCUUAGUUGAGGUGCUCAUUGCCUGCGUUCUAUAUGGCGUCACAACUUUGCAAACCUUCAUCUACUUUCAAAAGUACCCGAACGACUCACCGUACGUGAAGUUGUUUGUCGCCGCCGUAUGGAUCCUGGAGACCGUGCACACGGCCUUCUGCAUUCAUGUUGUGUACGGAUACCUCAUCCUGAACUUCGCUGACGUGGAGAAUUUCGGUAAAAUCUACUGGAGCAUCGGAAUCACUGUGAUGACCGAAGUCGUCCUGUCCACCAUGGUGCAAUCGUUCUACGUACGCCGAGUCUGGAUCAUGAGCAACUCCCGAAGGCUGCUCACGGGCGGUAUCGCGUUUUGCGUGGUCUGCAGAAUUGCAUUUGGUAUCGGAUCUACUGUUCUGAGCUACCGCUUCCGCGAAUGGUCUGCCUUUAGGGCCCAAAAGUCGUCUCUGGUCACGGUCAGUGGGGGGCUUGGUGCUGCCGCGCUCGUGGACGUUCUGGUUGCCUUGACCCUCUCGUGGUAUCUCUCGCGCGGGCGCAGCGACUUCCCGCAGGUUUCGAAGAGCAGGGUCAACUUGAUCAUGUUGUACGCGGUCAACUCAGGAGCGAUCACUGCUGCCGCGUCCGUGCUCUCAGUCAUACUGUAUGCGACGCAAUCCAAAAGCUUGGUCUUCUUGGGCAUUGUCGAGAUCCAAGGAAAGCUUUACGCGAACUCGUUCCUUGGGAGCUUGAACGCUCGCGCCCACAUCAGGAGCAAGAACAACCCGGUUCAGUACCCCAGUUUCGAGUCGUACAGCAACAACGGGUUCCGUGCCCCACCAGUCCCCAAGGUCGAGGUGUUCCAGCAGACGAUGGUGACCACUGAUCUUGGCCUACAUAACGUCGGGCACGAAUUGGAGAAUGUGAGCGCCACCCCCCGUAGUCGGAGUAGCUCUGUAAGUCGGUUGCUGAGGACGCAGAGCGCUGAUGGUCAUGGCAUCGCCGUAUAGGAAUAUAGCAUGCAGAACAUCAAGGGGAAUGAGCUCGUAUAGGGGCGGAGGGUCGGUUCAGUCGUUCGUUCUGUCUCUGGCAUAGAUGGGGGAUAUCUACAUUU
Molecule: messenger RNA, 1205 nt
Organism: Dichomitus squalens LYAD-421 SS1
Lineage: Eukaryota; Fungi; Basidiomycota; Agaricomycetes; Polyporales; Polyporaceae
Exons: 15
Coding region: 76-1101 (341 amino acids)
Source: RefSeq, a predicted model, not a curated record